Molecule: messenger RNA, 1674 nt
Organism: Manihot esculenta (cassava)
Lineage: Eukaryota; Viridiplantae; Streptophyta; Magnoliopsida; Malpighiales; Euphorbiaceae
Product: protein ROOT INITIATION DEFECTIVE 3
Exons: 8
Coding region: 100-1434 (444 amino acids)
Biological process (GO): rRNA processing; DNA-templated DNA replication
Cellular component (GO): nuclear pre-replicative complex
Molecular function (GO): protein binding
Source: RefSeq, a predicted model, not a curated record
AACAAAACCACUCAAUUUGGAAAUUUUGCUUCCAACAUUUACUAAAAGGAGAAAACGCUUAAACACUCACCUCGAACUCGAAGCACCACCACCACCACCAUGAUGGAAGAAGAAGUAGUAAUUGCGUCCUCCUCAAUCGACGGUGGCAUCGGUUGCUGGGACCUCCAAACCGGCGCUGAACACCUCCGCUAUAAAUCCUGCGCCUCUACCCCUCACGGCCUUACCUGUGUAGGCAACCGCUUCCUCGCCUCUUCCCAGCUACGCGAUCCCCAUGCAUCAUCUGGCUCCAUUCUCUAUUGGUCCUGGUCAAAGGCUCAAGUAGAGGUCAAGAGUUUUCCGGAGGAGCCAAUAAACCCGCUUGUUGCUAACAGCGAAGGCGCCUAUAUUGUUGGUGGAGGUUUGUCUGGGAAUAUUUACCUUUGGGAGGUUGCAACUGGUAGAUUGCUUAAGAAAUGGCGUGCUCAUUUAAGGGCAGUUACGUGCUUGGUGUUUACAGAGGAUGAUUCCUUUGUGAUUUCUGGAUCAGAGGAUGGAUCUGUUAAAGUUUGGUCACUUAUCAUGAUAUUUGAUGAUUAUCAAACAGAUCAGGCAAGCUAUCUCUUUGUGCACAGCUUUCAAGAGCACACUUUACGGGUAACUGAUAUAGUCACAGGUUAUGGAGGAGGCAAUGCAAUUAUAAUUUCAGCUUCCCAGGAUCGAACUUGUAAGGUGUGGAGCUUAUCUAAGGGGAUAUUAUUAAGAAAUGUUGUAUUUCCCUCAGUAAUUGAUGCAAUUGCUUUAGACCCUGGUGAACAUGUCUUCUAUGCUGGCAGUAGAGAUGGAAAGAUAUACAUUGCUGCACUAAAUGCUGACAGUUCCUCUAGUAAAAGUCAUUGGUUGCAUAUUGUUGGCUCAUUAUCUAGUCACAGCAAGCCUGUUACUUGCUUAGAAUAUAGUGCAAAUGGAAAUUUACUGCUAGCUGGAUCAGAGGAUGGCAUGAUUCGAGUUUGGGACCCCAAAAGCCAUAAUAUUGUUCGUACCUUUAAACAUGCGAAAGGUCCUGUGAACAACAUUCAAAUUGUCAGGCGGCCACUUUAUCUGAAUCCCCGAGUGUCAUCAAAUGUGCAAUCUUCCUCAAGAAGGCAUGGAUCAUUAUUGCCACCAGCAUUGGAUAAAUACGUGAAUACAACAGACAAAAACACAGGAAUUAAUGCAGUUAUUAGGCCUCAGUCUACUUACGAUAGUCCUCUGGAUGCUUCAUACCUCAGCUGUCAAGUGAUUGAUAGUCAAAUCCAAGAGCUUAAGCAACAAGGUUCCGCUGCUGCAGCUGAAAUGGAGGUGGAGAGACUAAAGCUAGAUUGCAUGCAGUAUAUGCAAAUGCUUCAGAAGUGGAAGAAAAUGUAUGACAACUUGCAUGAAUUGUGUGUGAAUGAAAUAUUGGAAGGAGACAAAUGAGGGAAACACCGAUUAAAACAUAACCUCAACGCUGCGGCUUUCCUGUUCUACUUUGCCGAGCAGUGUUAGAAAUUUUGGAUAUAUAUUUAUUGUCAAUACGAUGAGAAAGUUGAGCUUUUUCAUUUCCUAAUCAAGCUGGUUUGGAAAAUUCUCAUUUCUGGUUAGUUGGAAAUGCAGCAUGUUUUGGUGAGGCAUUAUGCUACCAACUUCAAUAUUUAUGAUCAGAAUCUAUUCCACUCA